GAUCAGCUUUCUCUGCUAGUUCCCACCCCAGGAGUCCUUAGCACCUGGAAAGCGAAAGGGAGAGGCUCAGGGAGUUCUCGGAGUGGAGCGUAAAGGCAUCGCUCGGGAAAGCCUGGGAGCAACUAGACUCCUAGUUGGAGGAGCCGCUGGAAGCGACCGGGGAGCCACUGGUGGGGACCUUACUUGGGCGCCCUCCCUUUCGUGGGGUGCUAUGGAGUUCCCAGAACACAGUCAACAGCUGCUGCAGAGCCUCCGGGAGCAGCGGUCCCAGGGUUUCCUUUGUGACUGCACCGUGAUGGUGGGUAGCACCCAGUUCUUGGCACAUCGGGCUGUGCUGGCCUCCUGCAGCCCAUUCUUUCAGCUUUUUUACAAGGAGCGGGAAUUGGACAAGAGGGAUCUGGUGUGUAUUCACAACGAGAUUGUCACUGCCCCUGCUUUUGGGCUGCUUCUGGACUUUAUGUAUGCUGGCCAGCUGGCCCUGAGGGGAGAUACCCCUCUUGAGGAUGUGUUGGCAGCUGCCAGCUACUUGCAUAUGAAUGACAUCGUCAAAGUGUGUAAGCAGAGGCUGCAAGCCCGGGCCCUGGCAGAGGCAGACAGUACCAAGAAGGAGGAAGAAACCAAUUCACAGCCCCCUAGUUUGGAGUUUUUGUCCAGCACUUCCCAUGGCCCCCGGCCUUUGUUGGCAUCCCCUGAGACAUCAGGCCAUUGGGGCAAAGAGGAAUGGAAAAGCCUGACUGCUCCUUUACCUACUGUGCGUCCUCCAGAUGAACCACCAUUGCCUGGUGGGGCUGACACUACACAGCCUGGCAUGGAGGUUGACUCACCACAUCUGCGGGCACCUCCACCACCAGUAGUUGAUGUCUCUGUUUCUCUUGCCAGUCCCAGUAGCUCCACAGAAACCAUUCCUGCAAACUACUUCUCUUCUGGCCUCCCAACAGUUUCAGUGGAACCCCUGACUCCUCUUGAUGUGGGUCCUGAGAGCCUGAGGGUGGUGGAACCAAGGGAUACUGGAGGACCUUUGCAAGGAUUCUAUCCUCCAGCUUCAGCUCCAGCUCCAGCCCCAGUCUCAGCCCCAAUUUCAUCCCAGGCUCCAGCUCCAGCAGAAGCUGAGCUGGUCCAGGUGAAAGUAGAAGCUAUUGUGAUCUCUGAUGAGGAGACUGAUGUAGCAGAGGAACAGACUCAGGGUCCUGAGGGACUGUUCCCACCUGGAAGACCAGUGUAUGGAGGACAGCCCUCCCAGCCAGAGGCUUUUGAGGAACCAGGGGCAACAGGACUGGAGGAUGGGCCAAGCGACCACUUCUUGCCUACAGACCCUCAUCUACCCUACCAUCUGCUGCCUGGUCCAGGGCAAUAUCAUCGAGGACUGGUGGCCUCACCCCUGCCUGCACCCCCAGCCCUACAUGAGCCACUUUACCCACCUUCUGAGUAUGAAGCAGCCCCAGGAAACUUUGGGGUUUUUACUGAGGAUGUUCCCACUUGCAAGACAUGUGGGAAGACCUUCUCAUGCUCUUAUACACUGCGGCGACAUGCCACCGUGCACACACGUGAGCGACCCUAUGAGUGCCGCUACUGUCUGCGCAGCUACACGCAGUCAGGGGACCUCUACCGACACAUCCGCAAGGCUCACAAUGAGGAUCUGGCCAAACGUAGCAAACCAGAUCCAGAAGCUGGCUCUGUUCUAGGGGUGCAGCCCCUCCCUGGUUCCCCAACAGCAGAGAGACAGAGCAGUGGUGGACCACCCAAAGAUUUUGUACUUGGCUCCAAAAACUAAUAUCUAGGUGAGCAUGAGCUGAUGCUAGCCCUGCUCUUAACAUCGUUAGAUGGCAGCACAGAGGUUGGAAGCAUCUUGUCACUCCUGCUGGGUGACAAAUGAAGGUUCUGCCUGGCCUGAAGGUUCCUACUGUUUUCUUUAUCCAGCCAGAUAAGCAGGACUUUAUGGGCCAGAACAGAUCAGCCAGCUCUCCCCAAGGGCACUGGGAAUUUUCCUGAGGUGUAAUCACUUCUUAUUCCACAUUCUGGAAUAUAAAACUAGCAGUGAAAUUAUCUCUUUGAA
This is a messenger RNA of Marmota flaviventris (yellow-bellied marmot), 2053 nucleotides long. RefSeq names its product zinc finger and BTB domain containing 3 (gene Zbtb3). NCBI's taxonomy places the organism in Eukaryota, Metazoa, Chordata, Mammalia, Rodentia, Sciuridae. Gene Ontology annotation, biological process: regulation of transcription by RNA polymerase II. Gene Ontology annotation, cellular component: nucleus. Gene Ontology annotation, molecular function: DNA-binding transcription factor activity, RNA polymerase II-specific; protein binding. The record is from RefSeq and is a predicted model, not a curated record.